This is a messenger RNA of Dromiciops gliroides (monito del monte), 4287 nucleotides long. RefSeq names its product G protein-coupled receptor 83 (gene GPR83). NCBI's taxonomy places the organism in Eukaryota, Metazoa, Chordata, Mammalia, Microbiotheria, Microbiotheriidae. The transcript is spliced from 4 exons. The coding region runs from base 196 to 1467 and encodes 423 amino acids. Gene Ontology annotation, cellular component: membrane. Gene Ontology annotation, molecular function: neuropeptide Y receptor activity. Gene Ontology annotation, biological process: neuropeptide signaling pathway. The record is from RefSeq and is a predicted model, not a curated record.
UUGAACAGCGAACAAACGGGCUGUGUGGCUCCGGGAAGGCAGGCAUCCUGCUUUUCUGCUUGUUGGGAAGAUUUCUGCUUUUGGGACAAGUCAAAUCACUUACUCCUCCCAACUGCCUUGGACUGAUAGCACAAAAAUCCCCUCUUUUAGGGGCAGGGAAUUCUGGGGUCUAAAGUGGGGCACAGCUCAUCCAGAAUGAUAACUUCCUUGCUGUGGUUCUCCCUCCCGUGCCUGGUGCAAGCCUUUGAGAGGCCUGAGAGAUGGACCAACAAUGGAAGUUUGGACGGAGACUUUGGGAUCCCCAAUGUGUCCAGCUUUUUCCCCUGGGGCAACUACUCAUUUUCAGAUUGGCAGAACUUUCUGGGCAGAAAGAGAUACGGGGCAGAAUCUCAGAAGCCUAUGGUGAAAGCUCUGCUCAUUGUGGCAUACUCCUUCAUCAUUGUCUUUUCUCUCUUUGGAAAUGUCCUGGUCUGUCAUGUUGUCAUCAAGAACCAGCGAAUGCAAUCAGCCACCAGCUUGUUCAUUGUCAACCUGGCAGUAGCUGACAUAAUGAUAACCUUGCUUAAUACUCCCUUCACUUUGGUCCGCUUUGUGAACAGCACAUGGAUAUUUGGGAAGGGCAUGUGCCACAUCAGUCGAUUUGCCCAGUAUUGCUCCCUCCACGUCUCAGCCCUGACCCUGACAGCAAUUGCUGUGGACAGACACCAGGUUAUCAUGCAUCCUCUGAAGCCCCGAAUCUCCCCUACAAAAGGGCUCAUCUCUAUUGCCAUCAUCUGGAUCAUGGCCACCUGCUUUUCCCUCCCACAUGCCAUCUACCAAAAACUGUUUACCUUCAAAUACAGUGAAGAUGUCAUCCGCAGCCUGUGCCUGCCAGACUUCCCAGACCCAGCAGACCUCUUCUGGAAGUACCUGGACCUGGCAACCUUCGUUUUGCUUUACAUCUCACCUCUUCUCAUCAUCUCCGUGGCCUAUACCCGCGUGGCCAAGAAGCUUUGGCUGCGCAAUGCCAUCGGCGACGUGACCACGGAGCAGUACUAUGCCCUCCGGCGCAAAAAGAAGAAGACCAUCAAGAUGCUGAUGCUGGUGGUGGUGCUCUUUGCCGUCUGCUGGUUCCCCUUGAACUGCUACGUGCUCCUCCUUUCCAGCAAGACCAUCCGGAGCAAUAAUGCCCUUUACUUUGCCUUCCAUUGGUUCGCUAUGAGCAGCACCUGUUAUAAUCCCUUCAUCUACUGCUGGCUCAAUGAGAACUUCAGGUCUGAGCUGAAGGCUUUGCUGAGCAUAUGCAAAAAGGCACCCAGACCUCGAGAACAUAUACUUCCUCCCACUGUUCCCUCUUACCGGGUGGCUUGGCCAGAAAGUGGCAACUGCAAGAGGCUGCAGGGCCCUCACAACCUCCCAACUGCCUCCAAUGUCCAGUCAGCUAAGACAGAUAUCUCCUCUGUAGAGCCUAUUGUGGCAGUGAGUUAAAGGAGAACGAGGCAAUGAUGAAAUAGAAGGAGCUCCAAGGGGUGUGUGAGAAGACUGAGAAGAAAUCCAGAAAGCUAUGCUGCCCCUUUGCCUCAGACACCCAAAUCUGGAUGUGAAUAAGGGUCAAUUUAGGCAGGUACUUCCUGGAGAGCAUUAGCUAAGUAUCAAGUCCCAACUCAUGUAAAUAUCUAUUUGUACGUACCAUCUCCUGCACACAUUUCCAGUGGCUCUCCAACCAAACCAGAUCUGGUGUUCAAACUUUGAGGCCAUCUGGAAAGGACAUGAACUGCAUGUAUGAGAUGGAUGCCUAUGUGGGAGGACUGACUACUUGUAGUCUUGGAGGAAAUCCUGGAUUGACUGAGCAGGACAGAUGUCUGCAUGGAGCCAUCUCAAUGAGUCUAAGCAGAAAACAGGAUUAAUGGUUUUUAUUCAACCAUUAGCAACUUUGGUGGAGUAAGUGGAGCCUAUUUGCAUCUGAUGCCAGGGGAGGGGAAAGAAGAUAAGGGAUCUCCUUACUUAAUUCCUACCUAAAUUGUGGAGGAAGAAGGUAGGGGAGAACAAAUCAACAAGCGAUUGCUCUGUUCCCUUCUCCCAGGAGCCUUUUCUAUCAGGACAGAUGAAAAGAGGAGGAGCAGAAGAGACCCAGGCAAAGAAAUUUGCAACUGUGUGGUGGUUCCCUGAAGCAUCUCAUAGCAACCGAGAUGGAGAAGUCUCUAAGUAGCUCAAGUGUCUUUCUCUUAAGUUUGUAGAAAAGAGUAAUGAGUGUGAGUAAUGAGGCUCAAAUGGGAGGAAAAAGAAUUUGUCUUUAUCAGCCAUAUAGGAAGGAAAGGGGGUUGAGAAAUGCUCCACUUUCAAAGGAGAAAAGGGAUACAGUUUCUGAGAAACCACAGAGAGAAAAAUUCCAUUAUCUCCCUAGCUGUUUAGCCAGAUUAUAGCUCCUUGGUCUUUAUCUAGCAUUUUUAUCCAGUGCUAUGGGAAAAUUAUUACUUCUAGCAGAUUUUUGAAUGAGCUCACACAGCAGUGCCAAUCAAGGCUAGCAAUGUCUCAUAUGCCACUUAAAAUAUGUGUGUGCUCUUACCAGCCUCCUCAAGGAUCAUCUUUGGGGGCAUCUUGGUUAAACACGUUCAGGACGUACCAUUUAGCCUAGAGAGACUCACAGUGCCAUCAAGAAAAGUGAAGUGUUGAUUGGGGUUAUGUUGUGUGCAAUCAGUUUGUUGUGGGGGAUUAAUGCACAUAAACUGUGGCUACUAUUCGACUGAUUUCUUACCCUAUGGUGGAGUUUUAAAGUAUAACUUGGAUGGGGCUGGAAAAGCAGUCUGAUUGAAUAGACUUUGUUAUUAAUGAAACUGAACCAGUUCAAAGGAUAGAUUUUCAAAGAGCAGGAAGAGGAAGUGAUUUCUAUAGCACUUGUCAGAAGGCAGAGCAUUCUGAUUCAAGGAAGCUGAACAACCUGAGCUGUUUCAGCCUUGAGACUGACAUUGCUCGGGUCACUGCACCUGAAGUUUGAUGUGACAGCUUCCUUUGUGUUGCAGUGGAGAAUUCUCCAAAAUGAGGGUCCCAAAGAGCAGAGGAGAGACUGAAGAUCUAGCUUCUCAGAUGCCAUGUCCUUCUACAAGACAUGUUUCCUGAACUCUCUUCCACUCUUAACUACUCUCUCCUUCCCCCAAGAUUAUUUUGUAUUUACUUUGUAUAUUCUUUGUGUUCACUUAACUCUGUAUAUGGCUCACCCUCUGCCACUCAUAGGACUCUUGAGCAAGGUAGCUCCAGUCAAAUGAUACUAUAUUCCUUAUGGAUAGCAAAAUCUCACCUUUCACCCUUGAAAUCCCAAUGACACAGAAUCCCCAGCUGCCUAAUUGAAAACCACCCCUUCCCUUGCUGCCACUUCCUGUUCACUUAUUACCAUCUACUUCUAUUCUACCCCUUACCUAUACCAAUUCAGUUCUAGCUUGUCCUUCCAUUUUGCCUUUUGGAUUCCCAAUUCUGUCAUUAACAAACUUCCUGUUAUCUUCAAUCUCGUCCCUUAGUGAUUCCUCCAAGCCCUGAAAUUCACAAAAGUCUGGUCCCCUACAAAAGCAUCCCUGGCCAUCUUUUCCAAGACUGAUGACAUCAUCUCUUGUCCCUCCAGGCACCCUGGUCCUGAAGGGCAAGUUGGUAUGCUUCUUGUUCUACCACCAAUCCUCUUCUGAUCCUCUACUCCUAGAUGCUGAUGUGUCUCUCCUGAAAUUACCAUGUACUUAUUUUGUGAAUAUUUUGCAUAUACUUAUCUGUAAACAUGCUAUCUCCUCUGGUAAAAUGAAAUCCUCUGUCCCGGAGGGCAAGGAUUGUUUCAUUUUGUCUUUGUAUCCCUACUACCUAGUACAGUGUCUGACAUACGGUAAAUAUUUGUAGAUCAAUUGAUGUUACCCCCCUCCUCUAAGAAGAACAUAAGUUUCUUGAGGGCAGGAACUAUUUCAAUUUUGUCAAUUUUGUCAUUUGUGCCUGGGACAAAGAAGGUACCUAAUAAAUUCUUGUUCCCUUGGGUUGAAUUUGUCCUAUUGUGGAUCCCGAGACUUGCCCUUUUCUUUUCUUUUCUUUUAAGUGUAAGGGUACAGUCUACCUGAGGUGCCAAAUGGACUUUCUCUAUGUUGGUGAUGUUAGUAGCAUAUCCAGUAUAGAUACAUCUUCUCAGAGAGACAUUCUGGCCAAGGAAAAACCGUCCAUUUUAUGUCUGUAAAUGUGAUUUCACCAGAAUGGGAGUUCCCCACAGAAGUACUAUGUGGCCAUUGUAAAAUAUAAUUUAAACUCAGACGCUUGAAUCACAAUAAAAUUUGAUGCACUGGC